AUGUCGUCGGAAGCUGCCCCCUCGCUCGCUGGUGCCGCUGGUGCGGACGCCACAUCCAACGUGCGCGACCUCAAGCCCGUCAUCAAGAACGUCGACAUGGCCGAGGACAUGCAAGCUCAAACCAUCGAGAUCGCCUACGACGCGCUCGAAAAGUUCAGCGUCGAAAAGGACAUGGCGGGCCACGUGAAGCGCACGCUCGACCAGAAGUUCGGUCCCACCUGGCACGCCGUCGUCGGCCAACGCUACGGAUCGUACGUCACGCACGAGACCAAACACUUUAUCUACUUUUACCUGGGUCAGAUGGCUUUCCUGCUCUGGAGGGCGUAG
Moesziomyces antarcticus is the source of this 327-nucleotide messenger RNA. Its product is annotated as dynein light chain 1, cytoplasmic-like. Gene Ontology annotation, biological process: cilium assembly; microtubule-based process. Gene Ontology annotation, molecular function: dynein light intermediate chain binding; dynein intermediate chain binding. The coding region runs from base 1 to 327 and encodes 108 amino acids. The record is from RefSeq and is a predicted model, not a curated record. Lineage: Eukaryota; Fungi; Basidiomycota; Ustilaginomycetes; Ustilaginales; Ustilaginaceae. The transcript has 2 exons. Gene Ontology annotation, cellular component: cytoplasmic dynein complex.